Cercospora beticola is the source of this 4113-nucleotide messenger RNA. RefSeq names its product ion-transporting P-type ATPase SPF1 (gene SPF1). Gene Ontology annotation, cellular component: endoplasmic reticulum membrane. Gene Ontology annotation, molecular function: ATP hydrolysis activity; ATP binding; ATPase-coupled monoatomic cation transmembrane transporter activity. Lineage: Eukaryota; Fungi; Ascomycota; Dothideomycetes; Mycosphaerellales; Mycosphaerellaceae. The record is from RefSeq and is a predicted model, not a curated record. Gene Ontology annotation, biological process: transmembrane transport; intracellular calcium ion homeostasis.
CACCUCCGAGCGGGCUGAACCCUUGUGCACGCCAUCGACUUUGGCUACGUGGUGGCACUUUUUGUUCCUUCUCCCGCCCAUCGACACCACCAACAUGGCGCCGCCUCUGAUCGAAAGGGCGGAGAUCAAGUCCGCCAGCCUUCACAAUGCCCGGCCGCUACUCCUCCACGUCUACGUCCUUCCCUUCGUCUUCCUCUGGCCGCUCUUCUUCAGCUACUACCUCCCACAGGAGAGCUACGAUACGUACAUCAACGGCCAGGAAUGGACUUUCGUAUUCGCCGGCAGCAUUGUCACAGUGCAGUCUUUGCUAUGGCUUAUGACAUUUUGGAACGUCAACAUUCGCGCCCUUUUCACCGCGAACUCGGCGAGCAGUGUAAGGAACGCCAGUCUGAUCAAGGUGAUCCCAAAGGAGAACGCAGGCGCAAGCGAGAUCUGCAAAAUUGAGAGAGACAAUGUUGGAGGAAGGGAAACUGUUUCCUUCUUGUUCCAAAAGAGACGCUUUCUAUACGAUGAGGCUAGAGGCAGUUUUGCGCCCCUCAACUACGCGAUCGACGACGAGCCAAAGCCGACGAUUGGUACAUUCCAGGCUUCCAAAGGACUGCAAAAGAGCGCGGAAAUUGAGAAGUUGACGCAAUACUACGGAAAGAAUCUGUUUGAUAUCCCAGUCCCGACAUUUACGGAGCUUUUCAAAGAGCACGCUGUCGCGCCGUUCUUCGUGUUCCAGAUCUUCUGUGUUGGUCUGUGGAUGCUGGACGAAUACUGGUACUACAGUCUCUUCACGCUGUUUAUGCUGGUCGUUUUCGAGAGCACUGUGGUGUGGCAGCGGCAGCGGACUUUGACGGAGUUCCGUGGCAUGAGCAUCAAGCCGUAUGCGGUCUGGGUGUACAGAGAGAACAAAUGGGCUGAGGUGCAGAGCGAUGCGCUUCUGCCUGGCGAUCUCGUAUCUGUGGGUAGGACGAAAGAGGACAGUGGAGUGGCCUGUGACAUGCUGCUUGUUGAGGGCAGCGCCAUUGUCAACGAGGCUAUGCUUUCUGGCGAGAGUACGCCUGUGCUCAAGGACUCGAUACAGCUCCGACCGGCAGAUGCAAAGAUCGAACCCGAGGGACUCGACAAAAAUGCGUUCCUGUGGGGUGGCACCAAAGUCUUGCAGGUACAGCAUGGAAAUGCUGCGACCGAUGCGCCUAGCACGAUUCCGCAAGUGGCUUCUGGCGUUCCUCCUGCACCCGAUAAAGGCGCUUUGGCCGUCGUUAUCAAGACUGGAUUCGAAACCAACCAGGGAGCACUUGUUCGCACCAUGAUCUUCUCUACUGAACGCGUUGGCGCAGGUAAUGUGGAAGCGCUGCUUUUCAUUCUCUUCUUGACAGUCUUCGCUGUCGUGGCAUCCUGGUACGUCUGGACAGAAGGUGUCAAGCAAGACCGCAAGCGAUCGAAAUUGCUCUUGGACUGCGUUCUUAUCAUCACAUCUGUUGUGCCGCCCGAGUUACCUAUGGAGCUGUCUCUCGCUGUCAACACAUCCCUGGCAGCGCUCAGCAAGCUCGCCAUCUUCUGCACAGAGCCGUUCCGAAUUCCUUUUGCUGGCCGUGUGGAUGUGGCAUGUUUCGACAAGACGGGUACACUCACUGGAGAGGACUUGGUUGUUGAGGGUGUUGCCGGACUUUUCCUCGGACGCCAAGAUGCGAAGGUCAAGACAGAAUCAGACGGCGCUCAGAGCCAGCUCACUAGGAUAACAGACACCGGAUUGGAAACUACACUGACUCUUGCUACGGCUCACGCACUCGUGAAACUUGAAGAGGGCGAUGUUGUUGGAGAGCCGAUGGAGAAAGCCACACUGCAAUCACUUGGAUGGACGCUCGGGAAGAACGAUACGCUUACGGCCAAGGCUGGAACAAAUGCGCGAGGUGCCAUGGCAGGAGAUCUCGUGCAGAUCAAGAGACGGUUCCAGUUUUCUUCUGCAUUGAAGCGCCAAAGCUCUAUUGCCACUGUAAUCACAUCAGACCGCCAAACCGGGAAGAAGACCAAGAGCACGUUCGUCGCUGUGAAGGGCGCGCCUGAGACUAUCAGAAACAUGCUGGUUGAGGUGCCAUCGAAGUACGAAGAGACUUUCAAAUACUUCAGCAGAAAUGGCGGUCGUGUGCUCGCGUUGGGGUACAAGUAUCUCUCGACCGGUGAUGAGGUCCCUCAGAAGAAAAUUAACGAUAUCAAGCGCGAGGACGUCGAGGGUGGCCUGACAUUCGCCGGUUUCCUGGUUUUGCAAUGUCCCCUCAAGGAUGAUGCGCUCAAGGCUGUCCGCAUGCUCAACGAGAGCAGUCAUCGUGUCGUGAUGAUCACCGGAGACAACCCUCUGACUGCACUCCACGUUGCGAAACAAGUUGAAAUUGUGGAUCGCGAUGCGCUCAUUCUUGAUGCUCCUGAGCAUGAUGAGAGCGGGAAGAAUCUGGUCUGGAGAAGCGUCGAUGACAAGAUCAAUAUUCCUGUUGAUCCUAGCAAGCCGAUCGAUCCAGAAAUUCUGAAGACCAAGGAUCUCUGCGUUACCGGUUACGGUCUUGCGAAGUUCAGGGACACUGCACAAUGGCAUUCACUGUUGCGCCACACCUGGGUCUACGCGCGUGUCUCGCCGAAGCAGAAAGAGGAGAUCUUGCUUGGGCUCAAAGACCAAGGCUACACCACCCUCAUGGCUGGAGACGGCACGAACGACGUUGGCGCGCUCAAGCAGGCUCACAUCGGUGUUGCUCUUCUUAACGGCAGCAAAGAUGAUAUGGAUAAGAUCGCCAAGAACUUCCGAGAAACGAAGAUGAAGGAGAUCUAUGAGAAGCAAAAGGGCAUGAUGCAACGCUUCAAUCAGCCUGACCCACCUGUACCUGUUCAUAUCGCUCACCUGUAUGCACCUGGACCGAAGAACCCACACUACGACAAGGCCAUGGAGCGCGAAGGCUUGGUAAAGCAGAAGAUAAUCGAGCAGAAGAUUGCAGCUGAAGAAGAAAAAGCCGAGAGCACUGCUGACAAGUACACCGCACCUGUUGUCGAGAAGACCGAGCAAGAGCUCAAGAAGGAGAGGGCUCAAAACGCAGCAAGCGCGAUGGCAGACAAGCUGUCGAUGUCCAUGAUGGAAAGCGAGCUUGACGAUGAGCCACCGACCAUCAAACUUGGAGAUGCGUCUGUCGCUGCUCCAUUCACGAGCAAGCUUGCCAACGUCAUUGCGAUCCCCAACAUCAUUCGACAAGGACGGUGCACCUUGGUGGCCACCAUCCAGAUGUACAAGAUUCUGGCACUGAACUGUCUCAUCAGCGCUUACAGCUUGAGUGUGCUUUACCUGGAUGGCAUCAAGUUUGGCGACGGACAAGUCACGAUUAGUGGUAUGCUCAUGAGUGUCUGUUUCCUGAGCAUCUCACGUGCCAAGCCGGUCGAGCAACUAUCGCGAGAACGACCGCAGAACAACAUCUGGAACUGGUAUGUCAUCCCGUCCGUGCUCGCACAGUUCGCGGUCCACAUCGCCACUCUAAUCUACAUCACGGACGUUGUCCACCGCUUCGAACCUCCCAAGGAUCGCUCGGAGAUCGAUCUUGAGGGCGAGUUCGAGCCAUCGCUGCUCAACUCUGCCAUCUACCUCCUUCAGCUCAUUCAACAGAUCUCCACGUUCGCCAUCAACUACCAAGGUCGACCAUUCCGAGAAUCCAUCAAGGAGAACAAGGGAAUGUACUGGGGCAUUGUGCUUGUCACAUCUGUGGCUUUCAGCUGCGCCACCGAGUUCAUACCUGAGAUCAACGAGAAGCUCAAGCUCACGCCUUUCACAACGGAAUUCAAGAUCACGCUAGUUACGGUCAUGAUCUUGGACUAUGUGGGGUGCUGGACGUUUGAGAAGAUUCUCAAGAACUUGUUCUCCGACUUUAAGCCCAAGGACAUUGCAGUGAGGAGACCUGACCAGCUUGAGAGGGAGCGAAAGCGUCUUCAACUAGAGCAAGAGAAAGCGGACCGCAAGAAGGAAGAGGCUGCUGGCAAAUUAUAGCGCAGCUCUGCUAUAUUUGUAUGCUGAUAUAGACAACAGAUAGAUAAUUAGAAGCGCUCACAGCUCUUUCUAUUCGGUCUUUUGCGUCGAGGCACUCUUCCUAUCUGCUG